This is a messenger RNA of Maudiozyma barnettii, 636 nucleotides long. It is a transcript of the gene PSF1, whose product is annotated as DNA replication protein PSF1. The record is from RefSeq and is a predicted model, not a curated record. The transcript has a single exon. Gene Ontology annotation, cellular component: GINS complex. Lineage: Eukaryota; Fungi; Ascomycota; Saccharomycetes; Saccharomycetales; Saccharomycetaceae. Gene Ontology annotation, biological process: DNA replication; DNA strand elongation involved in mitotic DNA replication. The coding region runs from base 1 to 636 and encodes 211 amino acids.
AUGUAUUGCGAAUUAGCAAAUAAGUUAGUGGUGGAGGCAAAGAGAACCGAACAGUUAAACAGUAGAAACAACGCAAGAACAACGUUACCUGUACACAACGAUGAAUUAGUAAGAGAUAUCUUAAAUGAGGUAACUCAACUGAAGAAGAAUUUGGAGUUUUUUAAGGAACAACAAGAUAUUAUGUCUAUGGACGGUGCAUCAGUAGAUAGCAACGUAAUGAAAUGUCAAUACUUUGUGAAUCUAUUGUGUUUAGAACGUAACAAAAGAUGUCUAUUGGGUUACCAGAAACUGAGAAGUGAUAUGUUGGACUCCAUGGCCUGGGAGAAUAACGGUAUGGAUGUUAUGGGGUCUGACUUAGGUGAAGAAAAUAGUAACCUUACACAUCAAGAGCAAGAAUAUUUGAAAAAGUACUCUGAACUAAUUACUGAUAUGAAGAGUGGUGAACUAACAGAUAUAGACCUUUCUGGAUCUUUGACACCUCCAAGAGAGAUUUUCAUAGAUGUGAGAGUGUUGAAGGACGCUGGUGAAAUUCAAACGGAAUAUGGUGUUUUCAAUCUAAUUAAAGAUUCUCAAUUCUUUGUAAGACAGUCCGACGUUGAGAGACUUAUUCAACAAGGUUUCCUUCAAAAGAUAUAG